Messenger RNA from Asparagus officinalis (garden asparagus), 1609 nucleotides. RefSeq names its product probable dual-specificity RNA methyltransferase RlmN. Gene Ontology annotation, biological process: tRNA methylation; rRNA base methylation. Gene Ontology annotation, molecular function: iron-sulfur cluster binding; RNA methyltransferase activity. NCBI's taxonomy places the organism in Eukaryota, Viridiplantae, Streptophyta, Magnoliopsida, Asparagales, Asparagaceae. The record is from RefSeq and is a predicted model, not a curated record.
UGCAUCCCUCCCUCCUCUUCUUCGUCCCCAAAUAAUUAGGGCUCCAAACAAACACGGAGCUCAUCUCUCUAAUGGCGACGCUCCCGCACGUGUACUCCGCUCCAUUCGCACGUGCCAUACGCUUCCGCCUUNCCCCUCCAUCACGUGCCUUGCACGCGGAGUCCCGCGUGCUUCUCGGCAUGUCGGAGUCCGAGCUCCAGCAGCUCGCCAUCGACUUGGGACAACAAAAGUACAGAGGUCGGCAGCUACACGAUCUUCUGUACAAGACCAAGGCGAAAGAAUAUCAAGACUUUAAAAACUUGCCUCAGGCAUUUCGAGAUAAUCUCAAGGAAGCUGGGUGGAGGGUUGGGAGAUCGGCCAUCCAUCGAUCUGUUACUGCAGCUGAUGGCACUGUCAAGAUACUUAUAAAGUUAGAGGAUAAUAGAUUGGUUGAAACUGUGGGAAUACCUGUUGAAGAUGAUAAAGGUUCCUUCCGACUCACUGCUUGUGUAUCAUCUCAGGUAGGCUGCCCCUUGCGUUGUUCAUUUUGUGCUACGGGCAAGGGAGGAUUUGCGAGGAACCUCAAGCGGCACGAAAUUGUUGAACAGGUACUUGCUAUUGAGGAGCUCUUCAAACACAGGGUGACGAAUGUUGUUUUUAUGGGAAUGGGUGAACCAAUGUUGAAUUUAAAAUCAGUUUUGGGAGCACAUAAAUGCUUGAAUAAGGACGUCCAAAUUGGCCAAAGGAUGAUGACAAUAUCCACAGUGGGCGUGCCCAACACUAUGAAGAUGUUGGCAUCACACAAGCUCCAAUCAACCUUGGCUGUCAGCUUGCAUGCGCCUAACCAGAAACUCAGAGAGUCAAUUGUUCCAAGUGCAAAAUCCUAUCCUUUGGAGGCACUCAUAGAGGACUGCCAGGACUAUUUUCUUGAAACCGGACGAAGAGUUACUUUUGAGUAUACCCUUUUAGCUGGGAUUAAUGAUGGAAAGGAGCAAGCUCUGGAGCUUGCAGAAUUGCUUCAUGGCUGUGGCCGUGGUUAUCAUGUGAAUCUGAUACCAUAUAAUCCUGUAGAAGGAUCUGAAUACCGAAGACCUUACAAGAAAGCAGUGCUGGCUUUUGCGGAAUCUCUAGAAUCUCGGAGGAUAACUGUCUCAGUGCGACAGACACGUGGGCUUGACGCCAGCGCAGCCUGUGGACAACUCAGAAAUGACUUUCAGAAAACUCCUCUGAAGGAAUCAUCAACGUCCGAAUCUCAACCGAUCCCAGCUUGACAUAAUUUCCUGCGGGGAAUUUUCUGAACUCUAUCCGGCAUGAUCUCAAUGAAAGGCGAAAGUUCUGUCAAUAUGUAGCAGUGCUCUUGGUAUUAGCUUGCAUAACACAGUGCUUGGCACUCCAAGAGCUUACUCUGAUCAGAAAGAUUGAACGAAACUCUUGAGGCACUCCAAGAGCUUGAUUUGUUGUUAUACAGCAUCCUGUGGCGUCAUUCAAGCACCAGUCUCCAAAUUUUGCAUGCGCAUAAAGAAUUUGCUGCACAAAGCUCAGAGGGGUUUUGUUUGAAUUUCUUUCCUGUGUAAAUGUAUUUCAUCAGCGUAUUCAUUUUUGUACAACAUAUACUUAUCUUGGUUUUUAA